Molecule: messenger RNA, 3723 nt
Organism: Vitis vinifera (wine grape)
Lineage: Eukaryota; Viridiplantae; Streptophyta; Magnoliopsida; Vitales; Vitaceae
Exons: 11
Coding region: 41-3706 (1221 amino acids)
Biological process (GO): transmembrane transport; metal ion transport
Cellular component (GO): membrane
Molecular function (GO): protein binding; zinc ion binding
Source: RefSeq, a predicted model, not a curated record
CGUCACUUGACCUGGCCUUCCUAGGCUUGCUCAAUCAGCAAUGCUACUGCCCACAAGGCUCAUAUCCUCCACACACCCAACUCUUCAUUUCUCCCAUCCGACGCUCGAGUCCUUUCUCUGGAACACGCUCAUUCGAGCCCACGUCCAAGCCAGGGCUCAGCCAACUGGCCCCACCCAUUCUCCUAUCUCCAUUUUCGUUCGCAUGCGCUUCCAUGGCGUCCAACCUGAUUUCCACACCUUCCCUUUUCUUCUCCAAUCUUUUGCUUCUCCAUCUCUCCUCCAUUUGGGAAGAAGUGUUCAUGCUCAAAUUCUCCGCUUUGGGCUCGCUAUUGACCCUUUUGUUCAAACAUCUCUCAUCAGCAUGUAUUCCUCUUGUGGCAAUUUGGGUUUUGCCAGACAAGUGUUUGAUGAAAUUCCCCAACCGGAUUUGCCCUCUUGGAAUUCCAUCAUUAAUGCCAAUUUUCAAGCUGGUCUAGUUGAUAUGGCUCGGAACUUGUUUGCUGUGAUGCCUGAACGAAAUGUGAUAUCUUGGAGUUGUAUGAUAAAUGGGUAUGUCAGGUGUGGCCAAUAUAAGGAAGCGCUUGCUUUAUUUCGAGAGAUGCAAAUGUUGGGAGUGAAUGACGUUAGGCCCAAUGAAUUCACGAUGUCUGGUGUUCUUGCAGCCUGUGGACGCUUGGGGGCGCUGGAACAUGGGAAAUGGGCUCAUGCUUAUAUAGACAAAUGUGGGAUGCCGGUUGAUGUUGUAUUAGGGACUGCUUUGAUAGACAUGUAUGCGAAAUGUGGCAGCGUUGAAAAAGCAACGUGGGUGUUCAGCAAUUUGGGUCCAAACAAGGAUGUAAUGGCUUGGAGUGCCAUGAUCUCUGGCCUGGCCAUGCAUGGGCUUGCUGAAGAAUGCGUUGGUUUAUUCUCGAAAAUGAUAAAUCAAGGCGUGAGGCCUAAUGCUGUAACAUUUUUGGCUGUUUUCUGUGCUUGUGUACAUGGGGGUUUGGUGAGUGAAGGGAAGGAUUAUUUGAGGAGGAUGACUGAGGAUUACAGUAUUAUUCCGACCAUCCAACACUAUGGUUGCAUGGUUGAUCUUUAUGGGAGAGCUGGUCGCAUUAAGGAGGCCUGGAAUGUUGUGAAAUCUAUGCCUAUGGAGCCUGAUGUGCUUGUGUGGGGAGCUCUUUUGAGUGGGUCUAGAAUGCAUGGGGACAUCGAAACAUGUGAGCUUGCUCUCAAGAAACUAAUUGAGUUGGAACCCACAAACAGUGGAGCCUAUGUACUCCUAUCAAAUGUGUAUGCAAAGAGAGGUAGGUGGGAGGAUGUAAGGCAUGUGAGAGACCUCAUGGAGACAAUGGGGAUUAAGAAAGUUCCUGGGUGUAGUUUGAUUGAAGUUGGGGGAGUCCUUCAUGAGUUUUUUGUGGGAGAUGAUUCUCAUCCAGAGACAAGACAGAUACACAUGAUGCUUGAGGAGAUCUUGGAGAGAUUGAAGGUGGAAGGUUAUGUAGGAAACACAAAGGAGGUAUUGCUGGACUUGGAUGAGGAAGGAAAGGAGUUAGCCCUGUCCCUUCAUAGUGAAAAGCUGGCCCUUGCCUAUGGCUUUCUAAAAACAAGCCCAGGUACACCAAUACGUAUAGUUAAAAACCUUAGGAUAUGCCGUGAUUGCCAUGUUGCCAUAAAGAUGAUAUCUAAGGUGUUUGAUAGGGAGAUCAUUGUCAGAGAUUGCAAUCGGUUUCACCAUUUUACACAAGGAUUAUGCUCCUGCAGAGACUACUGGAAGCUGAACAAUGAAAGUAUUGAAACAUGUCGAGUGAGUGAAGGAUUGGCUGCUUUGGCUGGUAGCCCUUGUCCUUCUUGGGAUAGUUUAGGCUAUACUCGAAGAAAUCUGGGUAGCGACCCUUUUCCUCUUUUGGUUUCUCCAGAGUUUGAAACUGUGAAUUAUGGAUUUCUCCCCAUUACCAGAGAUGAUUUGAAACUUGGGAAAGUUUUAUCACGUCUUUUUUGCUGGAUUCUGGAUAGUUAUCACUUCAUCCCUGAAGUUAUUUCCUUGAGAAGGGAAUGUAAAUAUUUUGCAAGAAGGUCUGUUGUUUCAUUCUUGAACUGUGAUUUGGGAACACUUAAGAUGGCUUGGGUACAUGAGCAAUUACCAGGGAACAUUCUUGAAGCUUAUAAUAUUUCUGUGCGUGAAAAAUGUGAAAGCUACUUACUUUUUUCUGGUGAAACGUCCCUUGGAGAUGGAUUUCGAACCUUCUUGUAUUUUCUUGGUCUCGCAUAUUGUUUUAUUGGAUUAUCAGCUAUAACUGCCCGUUUUUUCCAGUCUAUGGAGAAUGUUGUUAAGCACAAACGGAAAGUGGUGAAGAUAGAUCCUAGAUCAAAUACAGAGAUUAGACAUGAGAAGGUGUGGAAUUACACAAUUGCAGACAUCACUCUAUUAGCCUUUGGCACUAGCUUCCCUCAGAUCUCUCUAGCUAUUAUCGAUUCUAUACAAAACCUUGGGAGCCGGUAUGCUGGAGGUUUGGGUCCUGGAACACUUGUCGGUUCUGCUGCAUUCGAUCUAUUUCCCAUCCAUGCUGUUUGUGUUGUAGUUCCAAAAGCUGGGGAAUUAAAAAAGAUCUCUGAUGUAGGAGUUUGGCUUGUAGAGCUCUUUUGGUCCUUUUGGGCUUAUGUCUGGUUAUACAUAAUCUUGGAGGUAUGGACCCCAAAUGUGAUUACAAUUUGGGAGGCGUUGUUGACAGUGCUGCAAUUUGGAUUACUACUGAUACAUGCUUAUGCUCAAGACAAGCAGUGGCCCUACUUAUCUCUUCCUUUGCCAAGAACUGAGAGGCCAGAGGACUGGGUUCCUGAUGAGGCUGCUUCACGCAAACAAGACAAAAUUGCUGGUGAUGAGUGCUCUGAGUUAUUUCAAGAAAAUGGGAACAUUGUUGAUAUUUUCUCCAUCCAUUCAGGAGAUGGGUCAGUGUAUCACAGGAUCUCUGGCAGUGAAGUUGCUGAACCCUCCAAUGAACAUUUUCAGAAAAACAUUAUUUUAGAAGAUUCUCAUUUGCUAUCACUCUGGAAGCAGCAAUUUGUGGAUGCUUUUACGUUGGAAAGCUCAGAAUCAAGAAAAUUGGACAACAUCUAUCUAUGGGUAGCUAGAAUUUUCUGGCAGUUGCUGCUUUUGCCUUGGAGAUUUCUGUUCGCUUUUGUGCCUCCUCCUCAUAUUGCUCAUGGAUGGUUUGCCUUCAUUUGCUCUCUAAUUUUCAUCAGUGGGAUAGCCUACAUUGUAACCAAGCUUACAGAUCUAAUAAGCUGUACCUCAGGAAUAAAUUCUUAUGUCAUAGCAUUCACAGCAUUAGCAGCUGGAACUUCAUGGCCAGAUCUAGUGGCUAGCAAGAUUGCUGCUGAACGCCAAACAACAGCAGAUUCUGCCAUUGCAAACAUCAUUUGCAGCAAUUCUGUGAAUAUAUAUAUGGGCAUUGGCAUUCCAUGGCUGAUUAACACAACAUACAAUUUCAUUGCCUACCGGGAGCCAUUAGGGGUUCAAAAUGCAGAAGGGCUUAGCUUCUCUCUGCUUGUUUUCUUCUGUACUUCUAUAUGCUGUAUUGGCGUUUUGGUACUCAGGCGUCUGACAUUGGGUGCCGAGUUGGGAGGGCCGAAGAUUUGGGCCCGUCUCACAUGUGUGUACUUCAUGUCACUUUGGAUUAUUUUUGUUGUGCUCUCCUCCCUCAAAAUUUAUGGCAUCAUAUGAUUGAUUAUGCUUUUUCA